This is a messenger RNA of Sitodiplosis mosellana (orange wheat blossom midge), 2101 nucleotides long. Its product is annotated as GATOR complex protein NPRL2-like. NCBI's taxonomy places the organism in Eukaryota, Metazoa, Arthropoda, Insecta, Diptera, Cecidomyiidae. Bases 485 to 2065 code for a protein of 526 amino acids. Gene Ontology annotation, biological process: positive regulation of autophagy; cellular response to amino acid starvation; negative regulation of TORC1 signaling. The transcript has 6 exons. The record is from RefSeq and is a predicted model, not a curated record. Gene Ontology annotation, molecular function: GTPase activator activity. Gene Ontology annotation, cellular component: GATOR1 complex; vacuolar membrane.
CGAUACAUUUGGAAGAAUCACAGAAUUUUGCUGAUAACAAUAACGCAAACAAACAAUAUUUUUGUUUCUUUUCUUUUUCUUCCAUCCAUUCUUAUACACAACAAAUACACACAUAUCACAUGUGAAACUGGACUGGGCUUUAUCAACCGAGACGAUGUGUUUUUUUUUUGGUAGUAUUUGUGUAUCGUCGCAUAUGGAAUGCGUAUUUUGAGAGAGUCGGAUCGGGAUCGUGUGUUGUGUUUAUUCUCAAAGUUGAUCAGUUUGGUGUGAUAUGCAAAGUCAUUCAUACUCUCAAAGAGAGUGAGUCGAUGUUUUGUGCUGCGCUUGCUUGUCUGCUUUGUCUCUCACUCUCUUGACGACGACGACGACGACGGUCACAACGAACGGAACAGAAUAUUUUUGUGGAGGCCAAUUUAAUCGAAAACAUUUAUAAUGAAAUCGUGUAAAUGGCAUACCAUAGAUAUCACGUAGUAGCCUCUAGUCGAUGUAUGGACUACAAUCAGUUUGGACGUUGAUAAAUUUUGUUAAUAAUAAAAAAAGCGCGAAAAAAAAACAAACAAAUAAAGACAAAAAUAAACGGCGAUUGUGUACAGUGAUGGCGGAUGCGGCGGGAAUAAGUGCAAGAGAUUCGAUGUCGGUGUUGUCAAAGGGCUCCGAUAGUGAUAAGGAUGAUAGGGGUGAUAAUUUUAUUAAAUGCAUAUUCUUUUGCAAAUUUCAUGCAACAGCUGGACCACAAAUUGUCACCCAAGUACCAAAUAAUUAUAUAUCAAAAGAUGUAUUCGAUACGAUCAGCCAGUAUGUGAUACCAAAGGCUCAACUGCAACGAUGUUUCGUUAGUGUAUCACUGCUGGGUAAGAAAUUUUUGGGCUAUCCAGUGCGUAUCGAUAACAAGUUGUACGCGAGGAAUGCAUUCUAUUUUAAUUUUUGUUUCGUUUUCGCACCGACCACUCGAACUGUUGUCUUUGAAGAGAUUAUACGCAAGAUAAGCGAAUACAUGCUUUCACUUGAGCUAACGAGCAAGAUAUUGUCGCAAUGCUCCGAAGAUACGGCACAACUGACUCGGCUCAUCAAAUUGCUAACACAAAUACGCACCGAUUUAAAUCGACGGAAAAUGUGCAUGCUUCAGGAGGGGAGUACAAUAAUCCCAUUGUGUAUUGUACCGCAUUACAAAGAGCCACCAGUGGUAAAACCGUACGUAGCGGCCGUGUUAAAAAGUGAAUUUUAUAAUUAUGUCGAGUCGCAAUGGGAUCUGACAACACUUCGUAUUUUACCAUAUAUUAAUGGAUUCAAUCACAUUGCUCGGAUUGCAUCAUUAGCCGAUGUGGCAUUGGGACUGGCACUGCAAUGUAUCCGGCAUUUGAUAUUAUUGGGAGUGGCCACUGUGAUACCCGUUUUUCAAUAUUGUAACAUUUAUCGGCCAACACCCAAACUGUCACAAUUAGCCACGUGCAAACAAUUGCAACAACGAUGCAUCGAACAAUGUACAAAGAUCAAUAGCCAAACAAAUAUGCCGGGAACGAAAGCGAAUGUUCGUGAUGUGUUUCGGAUAUUUGCUUCGAUGGCGCAUGGAGCGACAUUCGGUGAGCUGUGUGUACGUUUCAAUCCAUCGGCGUUGCAUAUCAACGAACGGAAAAUGGUGUUGUUCGGUUUGCUCGAAGGUUUAAUUCGACGUGUCGACAAAUAUCCGAUCACAGUGCAACGAAAUGUAUUCUAUGAUUAUGAACCGAUACGAUCGCCCAUUCCAAGUGUGACUGGAACACAAUCAAACAAUAACUAUUACAAUAACCAUAAUUCGGGCAGUCAACCGUUACCCCGCAAUCAACGCGACAAACUGAUGAAUCGAACGAAUGGUGUGCAAAUGAACGACAACCAUGAUACAACAUCAAACAAUCGAUUCACAUUCAAUUCACAUGAACGCACCACACUACAAUCGAACAAUCAAUGCCAACAUUACUACAAUGGACUGAAAUCAUACGAUGAAAUUUGUACAAAGCGAGGCAUUAGCUGUCAACAGCUAGACGUUCAACUAUCAAAAGAUCAUCAUGUUAUUGUUAUAUUGAGAUGAAAGAAAUAAAUAAACAGAAUAUCAUUGAUAAUUUAA